Dermacentor silvarum is the source of this 1012-nucleotide messenger RNA. RefSeq names its product growth arrest and DNA damage-inducible proteins-interacting protein 1 (gene CRIF). The record is from RefSeq and is a predicted model, not a curated record. Lineage: Eukaryota; Metazoa; Arthropoda; Arachnida; Ixodida; Ixodidae. The transcript has a single exon. Bases 165 to 962 code for a protein of 265 amino acids. Gene Ontology annotation, cellular component: nucleus.
AGCACAAAAUGGCGACUUCCUUGCGUGCGUGCUCGCAUGUGUUCAGCUGCUUGAACUGGUGCGUCUGCUAGCCGCUGGUAUGAAAUUUGCGUUCCGGUGAAAAUACACAUAGCGUCUCAAGUUCAAAACUUCGCUUUAUUUCUGACUGUGCAUUACCGCUGAACAUGUUCGCUGCUUGCCGGAAUUCAAUUCUGUCCACGCCGAAGCUCUCGGCGAACUCCCUUCGUUACUGCACCGGCUCCGCGUCGGAAGCGUCACUCGGCUCUACGACGAGCGCCGGUGCAAGGACACUUUCUAAAGAAGAGAUCGACAAAAAGCGCGACGUGUCCCGCAUUGUUCCGCGAAAGUACUCCAGAGGCGUCAAGCUCGAGUACACUUUCCCGGAGUACGAGUAUGAAUAUAGGAUCAGCUACAUGCGCAAGGACUACGCCAAGUUCGGUCGCGCUACGGGCAUUAACCCGGGCUUAUUGUGGCCUUCCAAGGAAGAAAUACAGGACUUGGUGCAUAUCGAAAAUAAGUUCUACCCAACGCUUCAAGAUUUGUGGGACAAAGACCGGGCCAAGCAAAGGGCCGAGGCGGAGGCACGACGACAGAGGGAAGAGGAGGUUGAGAAAAACAUGGCCAAGUUGGCUGACGCGAGGAUCGCCAUGCUCGAGCGAGACGCCAAUAGGAAGGCCAAGGCCGAGGAAGACCGACAGCAACGCGAGCAGAUGAUACUGGAGGUCCGCGAGUACAUCGGCUACAACGUGGAGCCUUCCGAUCCCAAGUUCAAAGAGGUGAUGGCGAUGAAGGAAGAGGAGAGAAAGAAAGCACAAAAGGAGGCGCGCAAGAAAGCCAAGCAGGAAAGGAUGCUCGCCAAACUCAUGGCCAUAGGAGCUACGGGCAGCGAUGAGAGUAAUGCUGCCUCAGAUAAAGACGACACGACGCAGGAAAGCAAACUCGCGGAAAAAGAAGACUCAUAGGAAUGUCACGCUGUGCUCAUAGAAUAUUAAUAAAGUGGAAUUAGCAAGUA